AUGGGACCGUUAAGAGACGACGCCAAACGCCGGGCGGACCGGCAGUUGAGCGCAAGUAUGAGGCCUCCUUCGAACAGACCCACACCGGACAACCGUCGCUCUUCACAUCGAGUGCCAGAUAGAUUUAUGGAUGGAGACGAUGCUCAAAUCGAUUUCACAGCUCCACCGCAGGUUAUUGGCUCACGGGACGGCAACGUGCAUUACAUGCAACAGUCCCUCUUUUCUGUGAUAGCUGCCGUGGGAUCUAAAUCAGACUUCCAUGCUCGUUUCGAAGAAUCAAGCGACAGCGAUGGCGAAUCAGAGAGCGACCCGCGCAUACCUCAAAAAGGCGAGAAAUCGUCUUCUCCGACCCCGACACCCCAGCCAGACUCACGGUUGCCGAAGGGAAGACUGGAAGCAAAGCUUUUUGAUAGGGAGGAAAGAGGACGCCGUCAUCAAAGGGCGAGAUCAGAUAACAAGCUUUCACACACGAUAUCCCGGCUGGAUUCGGACGCUGGGAUGAAAGAGUCAUCAAGCCCAAGCGGUUCGACUCUGACAUUACCUUUGAGAAGAACGAGGAGUGCAACACCGCGAGCAGCUCCUGUAUUAAGUCGUAUGGUGGAAGCGCAGACAAAUUUUGAUGCUACCACCACAACGCAUCGUUCGCCAUCAAACCAACCCGAUACCUCGCCAGACCAACCUCAGUCGUCAGCAUCGGCUCUCUCAACACGGCUCAUGGAAAUGUUCGGAUUCCCCAAACCCGAAAAAGUUCUGGUUGAAUAUGCUUGUUCACUCCUUCAGAGCAUGCUUCUCCAAGGGUAUCUUUAUGUGACUGAAGGCCAUAUCUGCUUUUAUGCAUACCUUCCAAAGAAAUCAAAUGUGGUGAUCAAGUCAGGGUGGCUGUCAAAAUCUGGCCGCAAGAACCCCAGAUAUGAUCGCUAUUGGUUCGCCCUGAAGGGCGAUGUGUUUUCGUACUACGCUGAUCCUUCAAAUCUAUAUUUCCCGAGUGGGCAUGUAGAUCUUCGAUAUGGAAUAUCUGCGUCGCUCUCCGAGCGCAAAGACGGCGAAGUCAAAGAGUUCCAAGUCACUACCGACCAGCGAACCUACUACUUCAGAGCUGAAAGUGCCACCAGUGCAAAGGAAUGGGUGAAGGCCCUCCAAAAGGUCAUUUUCCGGACUCAUAAUGAAGGCGAAAGCGUCAAGGUAUCUUUCCCUAUAGCCAACAUCAUUGACUUGGAAGAGAGUCCGAUGGCCGAUUUUGCCGAGACAUUCAAAAUUCGAGUUCUCGAUAGCGGAGAGUCAUAUGCGAUCGACGAGUACUUCUUCUCCUUCUUUGAAUCUGGGCAGCAUGCGUUCAACUAUAUCAAGGAACUGAUAUCUGCAACAUCCUUGACUAAUUCAACUGAAGCAUUGCGAAGCCAGUCACAUAUUCAAGAUCCGCUUGAAUUAAGUCGCCCUGGCCACAAGAGACUGUCAGUCAGCAGUGUCCGUGCCUCUGAUUCAAGGCAUCAUGCCUCGUCGCCAAAGCGAAGCUCUAGUGUAGGAAAUGAGAACCAAGACUCGGCUGAUUCAUUUGCCGAGCCAGGAACUGGGUCUUCCCCGGUUGUGCAGUCGAUGACAGAGACCACCGAAUCGGCGAGCCAGAUAUUGAAUAGAAGUGAUGUCUUCCAAUCACCUACCAUGCGUACUCUCCAAAGGCGCCCGUCAGACGCGCGAGAGGCUGGUCGGCGAUCUUCUGAUGACACAACUCCUUCCGCUUCAACGCGUCUAGAUCUGGACCCCUCGCGGCGAGGAAAAUCGGCAAAUGCGGGCUAUAAUCUCGCCCAGGCUGAACAAACACAAGGCUCGGCGCCUAGUUCAUCCGGUCACUUGAAUGAGCUUGCCAGAGCGGGUACCUACCUUCCCCAACGCGCCGUUGGUCUCGCUGGAUACUUGAAAAGUCGCUCACGGCAGAUGAGUACUUUGCUGGCAACCGAGUCAAUGGGCUAUAUAGAAAAGGUCUCUGGAAUGUGGUCUGGAAGUCAGAAGCAUUAUGGAGAGCGGGAAGGACCGUUGCUUGAGGACCAGAAUAUUGAUCCAGAGGGUAACGAAGGCGAUUUCAAUUACGGAGAUCGCUUCCGUGCUCACUUUGCUCUUCCGUCAACCGAGCGCCUGCAGGCAACAUAUUACGCCUAUCUGCACCGCGUGCUUCCACUCUAUGGUAAAAUAUACAUCAGCCAGAGGAAGCUUUGCUUCCGCAGCUUGAUCCCUGGGACUCGAACAAAGAUGAUAUUGCCUUUCAAAGACAUUGAAAAUGUCGAGAAAGAAAAGGGUUUCCGAUUUGGAUACCAUGGACUUGUCGUCAUCAUUCGCGGACACGAAGAACUCUUCUUUGAGUUCAGAGCGACGGACUCGCGCGACGAUUGUGCCGUGACACUACAUCAGAAUCUGGAGUCCGUGAAAUACCUGGUGGAAUCUGGUUUGCUAGCAGAGGAAGAGCGAGACGAAGUCGAGGCUGCUAAGGCUGAACAUCGCAUGCUUGAGGAAGCAAGAUUGGACGAUCCAGAGGAGCAUGAGGCACGCCCGACCCUCACUGAAGACUCAUCGGAGGUUCAUCCUUUCUUCGAUGAUCCCCGUGCUUCGAUUAUCAACUUCAAGCCCACUGGGCCGCUCAGGAUCACUUGUCUGACUAUCGGCUCGCGGGGUGAUGUACAGCCUUAUAUUGCUCUAUGCAAGGGAUUGCUUGCGGAGGGCCACAUACCCAGGAUCGCAACCCAUGCUGAGUUUGAGCCUUGGAUACGGAAACACGGCAUUGAUUUUGCUCCGGUUGAUGGCGACCCUGCCGAACUGAUGCGAAUAUGUGUCGAAAAUGGCAUGUUCACCUAUUCCUUCCUCAGAGAGGCUUCAUCGAAGUUCAGAGGAUGGAUUGAUGAUUUAUUAUCGUCGGCCUGGAAGAGUUGCCAAGGAAGCGAUCUUCUCAUCGAGUCUCCGAGUGCCAUGGCUGGAAUCCACAUUGCAGAGGCCUUGCGAAUCCCUUACUUCCGCGGCUUCACUAUGCCAUGGACGAGGACACGGGCUUAUCCACAUGCUUUUGCAGUGCCAGAGAAUCGAAUGGGUGGCGCGUACAAUUUCAUCACGUACGUCAUGUUCGACACUGUUUUCUGGGGCGCAAUUGCUGGUCAGGUCAAUCGCUGGCGAAACAAGGAAUUGGGCCUCAAGGCCACUACUCUAGACAAAAUGCAGCCUAACAAGGUCCCAUUCUUGUAUAACUACUCACCUUCCGUCGUACCUCCGCCACUCGACUAUCCAGACUGGAUUCGCAUCACCGGCUACUGGUUCUUGAACGAGGGCUCGGAUUGGACUCCAUCAGCCGAGCUAUCAGACUUCAUUGCACGGGCCCGAGCAGACGACAAGAAGAUCGUGUAUAUUGGAUUCGGAUCUAUUGUUGUCUCGGAUCCUGCUGCGUUGACGCGGACUGUUGUUGAAUCAGUCCUGAAAACUGACGUCCGCUGUAUUCUUUCAAAGGGCUGGUCUGAUAGGCUCGGUGAUCCGACCAGCACGAAAACUGAGAUUCCCCUUCCGCCGGAGAUCCAUCAGAUCCAAUCUGCGCCGCACGACUGGCUGUUCUCGCAGAUUGACGCCGCGGCUCACCACGGCGGAGCAGGAACCACCGGUGCCAGUCUCCGAGCUGGUGUCCCCACCAUUAUCAAGCCAUUCUUUGGCGACCAAUUCUUCUUCGGUGGCCGCGUGGAGGAUCUUGGCGUCGGCAUAUGCAUGAAGAAACUGAACGUCAGUGUUUUCUCGAGGGCUCUAUGGGAAGCCACGCAUAGCGAGCGCAUGAUUGUGAAAGCCCGCAACCUGGGCAUUCAGAUACGUAAUGAGGACGGCGUGGCAACUGCAAUCCAAGCAUUGUAUCGCGAUCUCGAAUACGCCAAGACAUUGGUUCGACAAAGAUCGAUUGCCUCAUCUACACCAUUUUCUCCGACGCCUUCAGCGAGGACCUCUCCUGAUGAAGGCGAUGAUGACCUUGAUGACAUUGAAGAAUGGACCUUCAUCGGUGACGAGGGUGGCAUUGACAUCUCAAAGCGGAUGCGAGAUCUUGCCGCCUCAGACGCUGAGCAGAAGAGCUCCAAAUACUCUAAUGAUUUGUUCUAA
This is a messenger RNA of Penicillium brevicompactum, 4113 nucleotides long. RefSeq lists its product as uncharacterized. Gene Ontology annotation, biological process: carbohydrate metabolic process. Gene Ontology annotation, molecular function: hexosyltransferase activity; UDP-glycosyltransferase activity. Lineage: Eukaryota; Fungi; Ascomycota; Eurotiomycetes; Eurotiales; Aspergillaceae. The transcript is spliced from 3 exons. Bases 1 to 4113 code for a protein of 1370 amino acids. The record is from RefSeq and is a predicted model, not a curated record.